ACUGACCCCUCACAGCAUUGCCAUUUUUUGGGAAUCUCAACCACAAUGGCGGAACCCAUGUCAGUAGUCUCUCCGGAGAAGCUCAACGCCAACCUGCAGUUCGACGACGACAUCUACGCCGACGAGCCGCCUUCCUCGCCAUUCGUGGCCCACUUUGACGACGACAACCAGGAGAAUGUUGCGCCUACGCCUGUCAGACAGCUCGUUGAUUUUGAUGAUGACGACGAUAUGCCGCAGUCUGCCUUCAGGGUCACGUCGGAGAAGAGGUUCGGGCUGAAGGAGCGCUCGAGUCCGAUCAAGAUGCCGACGAAGAACUUGAUGGAGGACUUUGAGGAGGCGGCGAUGAAAGAGGACCACUCGGCGAGGAACAGCCCCAGGAAAGCUUCGCCAACUAAGUCUGUCGCGAGAGAUCGAUCGGGGUCGGUGAUGAGCGACCGGUCACGCAUGAGCCAGUCGCCGUCCAAGUCGUCGCGACACCCUUCGGUUGAUCUCCACCAGCGCACGCCGUCGGUCAGGAGUGUGACCCCGCAGGUGCUCCCCACGCCUUCGAAGCGCCCGUCUCCGUCAUCGUCGUCGUCUUACAGGGAGUUGCGCGACAACGAGGGCUUGACAGUUGCCAUGAAGUACACUGAGACGACGCACAGCGACAGCUUCGAGAGUUUGAAGAGACAGAAGAUGCACGACGACGACUUCGACUUGGAUCUGGACGUCGACGGCACCGAGUUUAACCCGGAUGCCACGUCUGCAGACAUCGACGACACGGGCUUCAGCAUGUUCUCCGAGAUGCCGGGCCUGGACAUGACGAAGUUUGCUUUCCUGAAGCAGAGCCCCACCAAGAGCGAGCAUCCAGACGCUACUCCCCGCGCCCGCGCCCAGAUGACACCCUCCACUGCCCGUCGGUCCGAGCGCUCCGAACGCACUCCUUCACCUACGCCCCGCCGCACGUACAAGGAGAACGACACCACCAACCUCCUCCUCGACUUCACCGCACAGAUUGAGUCGUACGGGACAAUAAGUCGCGGGUCGUCGUCGCGUGGACGUACCUCACCCACCAAGUCAAUCACAGAGCCCAACCUCCGCUCCUACUAUCAAAAUCAACGGUCACCUGCUAAGGGUGGAAACUUCGUCCCUUCAACGCCUGGUCAGAGUCGUCAGCUGCUCAACCUUCUCGACUUCGAAUUGCCUCCUCCACCAACACCACGAUCGCUACCCACCGUGACUAUCCGAGAGAUGGAGUCGUUGAAAUCGCAGUUCCAGUCCCAGAUCUCUUCCCUCACUGCCAGUUUGUCAGGGAAAGAAGCUGAAGUAGUGUCCUUGGCCAAGGCUAUCGGCGAUGCUGAGCGUCGUGUUGGCGAGGCACAGGAGAUUGUACGUGACGAGCGUUCAGCCCGCGAGUACGCCGAGGCGCAGAUGGUAGACUGGAAGAAGAAGGGCGAGGAAGUGCAGGAGCUGCUGCAGAACGUACAAUCUGAAAUGGCGCACAACGACGCUGAGCGCGACCAGCUCCUCACACGGCUCGUCGAGGCAGAGAGGCGCGCAGAAGAGGCGGACAGCAGGACGGAGGAGCUGGAGACUCGACUCAUCGACGCCGAGAGCAAGAACGUCGACAUGACAACCUUCAUCAACGACGACGAAGGUAACGAAAAGAAGAAAAUCUACUCCGAGCUAGAGUGCCAGACCGCCAUCGCAGAGAAAGUCAACGAGAUCGCGCGAGACCUACACUCAGCCUACAAAGCCAAGCACGAGAAGAAGAUUAAAGCCCUCAAGGACAACUACCAGAAGAAAGCAGACGAGCGCUGCAAGGACCUCCGCCUGCAGAUCAUCCGUCUAGAAGGCCAAAUCGAAGACGCAGAGAAGAACCACAAUAACGAAAAUCACGCUUACAGCCCCGCUAAACACCGCGCCGCUGAAUGCCCCUCCUGCACCGCAAACACAGAGCACCUCGAGUCCCUGCGCGCAGACCUCGAAAACGCAAAAGCCCGCCUCGCUGGCCAGGCUUCCGAACUAUCCUCCCUACGCUCAUCCCACGCAACAACGCUAGAGGAACUCGAAGCCGAGCGCGUGGAAAAGGGCGAGCUAGUCGCCGCCGCAGAACAAAUGCUCAGCUUGUGUGGUGAGAAAAUGGAGGAGCUGCAGCAGCAGGAUCUGCGUCGCUCGACGGCCACAGCCCCGCCGGUUGUGCAGCAGCAAAGAGCGCCCACGGAACAGGUCAUGCGCAACACGGGCUUUUUGGCCGGCGGGGCCCCGGCUAGACCCGUGUCUAGGGCUGCGGGCGAGAAGGCGCCGCAGAAACCGAGUGGGAUGCGGACGCCCGGUGGAUUUGGGUUUGCGAAUGCGAAUGGGGGGGGACAGGCGCCUGCGUUGGGGAGGAGUACGAGUGGGCAUGGGAACUCGGGGGGGAGUAAGAGUAGGCUUUUGAGUAAUAUUGAGAGGAUGGGUAAGGGGGGGGAGUAA
Messenger RNA from Dothidotthia symphoricarpi CBS 119687, 2454 nucleotides. RefSeq lists its product as uncharacterized. NCBI's taxonomy places the organism in Eukaryota, Fungi, Ascomycota, Dothideomycetes, Pleosporales, Dothidotthiaceae. The record is from RefSeq and is a predicted model, not a curated record. Bases 46 to 2454 code for a protein of 802 amino acids. The transcript is spliced from 2 exons.